This is a messenger RNA of Ostertagia ostertagi, 327 nucleotides long. The record is from the annotation of a GenBank genome assembly. NCBI's taxonomy places the organism in Eukaryota, Metazoa, Nematoda, Chromadorea, Rhabditida, Trichostrongylidae.
AUGAGAACGGAGAGCACGUCGACAUCUGAGCCUUCGACUUAUACGACAUCAACAGAUUCGACGACUUCUAUAGAGCCACCUUGGAUGAGAACGGAGAGCACGUCGACAUCUGAGCCUUCGACUUAUACGACAUCAACAGAUUCGACGACUUCUAUAGAGCCACCUUGGAUGAGAACGGAGAGCACGUCGACAUCUGAGCCUUCGACUUAUACGACAUCAACAGAUUCGACGACUUCUAUAGAGCCACCUUGGAUGAGAACGGAGAGCACGUCGACACAUCUGAGCCUUCGACUUAUACGACAUCAACAGAUUCGACGACUUCUAUAG